AUCAGAGUAUUGCGCGGGCAAGAGGCGCACGAGGGGUGAACCUGCGCGAGCACAAACACUUCGUAUUGACAAGGGCAAUAUCCUCCUCCACAGUGACCUAAAGGGGGCUGGUGGUAUAAAAGAAGUCCAUUUGUCCUCAGCGUUCACACUUCAUCAGGUGUUCUUCAGUCUUCUUGCAACUUUGCAGGUGUAAGAAACACAAGCAGCUAUCUCUGCAUCUAGAGGAAACUGAGAGCCCCGCCACUAACACUGUCCUCUCUGUCAAACCGUCUGGUCUCAGCUGCGUGCAUAAGAUCAGGUGCUAAGAUGACUUUCUACGUUGACAUUUACCCAUUCUACCCUUUACAAAGAUCCUCGUUCAUCUUCAGCAGCCGCUUGCUGACUAUUAUCCUGGUCUUCCUUAUGUUAGCAGUCAGUCUGCUUCUCAUCCUGCCGGGGAUAAGAGGGAAAACGAGACUUUUCUGGAUGUUUAGAAUUAUUAUCAGCUUGUUCAUAGGCGUGGUGAUAGUGGUGCUGAACUUUACUUGCGACUGGGCCGAGGCCAAAAUGACCACUAAUGCCACCUACAAGUCUUUCAGCGAUGCUGUGGUUAAUGCUGAUAUAGGGUUGCAUGUUGGACUGUAUGGCAUUAAUGUCACACUCAAAGGGAAUCCCAUUGUACAGUUGAAUGAAACUAUCGACUACAACGAGAUGUUCAGCUGGCAUGAUACAAUUGAAGACGAGUAUGAGGAAGCUCUGGAGAAAGGUCUGCCCAGCCCUAUCCUGUACAUCGCUGAGAAAUUCACCAUGGGCAGCCCAUGUCGACUCAUCUUUCAGUACAGAUACUCAGGAAGAUACGCCUCCGCAACUCUUUGGACCGCAUUUUGCACCUGGAUGCUCGCCAACAUCCUCUUCUCCAUGCCGGUUAUUCUGUACGCCGGAUACAUGAUGGUGGCAACUGCUGCCUUCAUCUUCUUCUCCAUGGCUUCUUUCUCCACCAUCAGGAACGUGCCAGAGUGUGUUUUCUCCAUAGGUACAGACUCCUUUGAAACUGAGUACAGCCACUCAUUCUGGCUGGCUCUAGCUACAGGUGUGCUGUGCACCAUCAUUGGGAUUCUAGUGCUUAUUCUCAACUUUAUGAUGCCGGAGAGGAUGAGGGAGGCUUUCAGUGCUGGUGUCGACAUUUAUGAAGAUGAAGACGAUUCUUAUGGGGAGGGAUACCUGAAUGCUGUUUUUCUUGACAGAGUGACAAGUUCACCACUGACAUUAAAAGCAAAUGACGAUUUAUGAAGCCAUCCAUGUUUCCUUCCUGGAAUCUGCUCCAGCCAAUACUUGAAGACUUUUUCUCCUGAAUGUGUUGCCUAUAUGGAUUGUCUUAACUUGACACUACUUUUAAAGACUCAUAUGGGCUGUAAGUGUUUUGUAAUGUAAUGUAAAUAGCAUUUGUAAAGAUUGUUAUCUGAAAACAACAUUUGCAACUUCAAUAUAGUAACUUGUAUGGGAUCCAUAUGAUGUAAAUACACAAGAUUAA
Messenger RNA from Cheilinus undulatus (humphead wrasse), 1510 nucleotides. RefSeq names its product dual oxidase 2 (gene duoxa). Gene Ontology annotation, cellular component: endoplasmic reticulum membrane. Bases 307 to 1269 code for a protein of 320 amino acids. Lineage: Eukaryota; Metazoa; Chordata; Actinopteri; Labriformes; Labridae. The transcript has 9 exons. The record is from RefSeq and is a predicted model, not a curated record. Gene Ontology annotation, biological process: protein transport.